Messenger RNA from Branchiostoma belcheri (Belcher's lancelet), 4170 nucleotides. RefSeq lists its product as uncharacterized. The record is from RefSeq and is a predicted model, not a curated record. The transcript has 3 exons. Gene Ontology annotation, molecular function: protein binding. Bases 147 to 4007 code for a protein of 1286 amino acids. NCBI's taxonomy places the organism in Eukaryota, Metazoa, Chordata, Leptocardii, Amphioxiformes, Branchiostomatidae.
GGACCGGGGAGGGCCGGGGUGGUCACGAGUGGGUGGAGGAACUAAAGCUUUGCGGAGUCAUGGCCCAUGCAUCUUUGACUGGUUGUUCGGCUGGACUUUACCGUCAGUGUUUGCAUGACCAGAUUUCCUGAAAGAUAAAAAGCAUCAUGUCCAGAACUAAAACCUUUUUUGGACGUCGCAGACAAGAGCUCUUUGCUGAGCUCAACUGUCAACGUCAGACAGGAGAGUUUCUUGAUCUAGUGGUAAGGGUGCAGGAUAUAAGGUUUCGUUGUCACCGGGCUAUUUUGUCAUCUACACCAUCCUUCAAAGCCAUACUGUCCCAAAUACAUGCCAAGGGUAAAAGCUCAAAAGUUAUAAAACUUCGGAUCCAAAAUAUUGACCCCCUCUGCUUCGCCAAGAUCCUUGACUUUGUGUACACAGGAGAAAUCACUAUCAGUAAGGACGACGUCAAUGAUAUUUUGCAGGCGGCACACUUGUUGUCAGGCAAUGUGCUUGACAACAUAAGCAUAUACUGCCGUGACUUCAUGCAUAAUACUCUAUGCCCGUCCAAUUGUCUCCUAUUCAUGCACUUUGCCAACAUGUAUGGCUUUUCCACCCUGAAAAGAGAAGCAAGGAGAAAGGCGAUAGCCCACUUCUCAAAGGCCAAACAAGACGACGGUUUUCUGACUCUUUCAUCAGAUGAACUCGUGAAUCUUCUCCAGGAUGAUCUGCUUCAAGUUACGAGUGAAGACGAGAUCGCCACUUCCGUGAUACGAUGGCUCAACCACGAUCCUGAGAGUCGGAAGCUAGCAUUGCCCAUGAUUUUGAAAGAGAUCCACCUUUCAUGUGUCAGGGUAAGCGUGCUCAGGGAACUCGAGUCCCAUCUUGCAGUUCAGGAGUCUGCCGAAUGUCUGACCAACAUUACAGCAGCCAAGGAGGAACACCUCAACGGGACAAGGCAACUGACAACAGGGGCACAUAAACGUGGUUGUUGUUGUUGCACACCUAUACGUAAGCCUGCGACAACAGACGACCUGAUAAUCAUAGGCGGUGGUUGGAAAGUUGACAAACUGAUUCUUCCAUUGCAAAGUAUCAUUGGUCUAGAUCCGGAUGAUAGGCAUUUCUAUCACAUCACUGACCUACCAACACCUGAUCUUGUGGACACGAGUGUUGUGAAUACUGGAAGGCGUCUGUAUGUAUCAGGCGGGUGCAUCGAUGAUGAUCCAGAUAGUGCACCAAUCAAGCAGAUCUUUUGCUAUGACUUUGCCACAGAUACCUGGGAGAAGCUACCUGACAUGCCUCGUGGAAGGGCAGAGCAUCAGUCAGUAGUUGUUGACGGGAAACUCUUCCUGGUUGGUGGUGACGUCAAAGCGGCGUCCGACGAGGCCGCCUCAGCUGAUACGACAUGUCCACUCACCAUCGACUGCUAUGAUCUUGAAAAAGGAACUUGGAUAGAACCACCAACAGCACCACUAAUUGAUCCUUUGUCAAACACGAAGGUAGCAGCAGCCUGCCGGGGUAAACUUGUCCUCAUUGAGGGGUUGAUCAAGACAUCUAGGCGAACACUCCGUGUUCAUGCCCUUGACUUGCUAAACGGAGAAUGGGUAUACUCGGACAUUGCAUGGAAGGGAUACGAAUCAGACUCGCAUUGGCUCGACGUGGACAUCUCGGUGAAUGCUAUAGAUGACAAACUGUAUUUCCGGGCCGAAAGUAACUUGUUUGCUUAUGAUGUCAAAUCAGAAAGCCUAACAAAGGUCAAGAUUACAGCAGUUCCAAGUGGUAUCAAAUUUCUUUACACAAAACUCGACGCUGACUGCUUGGUUGAUGCAUGUAUAACAUCCAUACACGAAUUUGCUGACAGAUACAGACAGAAAGUUGAACGGCUCCCCUUUGCUGUGACCGAAUGUACUGUUCUUGGAACCAAGAAGAGUAGCAUUGGAUGGUACUGUCGGGACCACCUAGUGAAACUAAAUCGUAAUAACAUUAACAACGAUCAGAAUGAUAAAGAGGGGAGGGAUGAUGACCACGAGGAUGAGACACACAGCAAGAUGAGGCCUCCUACUGCGCACUUCCAAAAUCCCAGCCAUUCAGAUGACCUCAGUGUUGAGCUUGCACGUCAGUGUAAUACCGGCACAUACACCGAUGUGGUAUUAGAAGUAGAGGGCCAAAAGGUUUGUUGCCACCGUGCUGUGUUGGUAUCCACUCCGUACUUCAAAGCCAUGUUCUCCUCCAGCUUUAAAGAAAGUAACUCAAGGGUUGUAAAACUCUGUGGAAUUAACUUUAACAGCCUCGUGAAGAUCCUAACAUUUCUAUACAAAGGAUCAAUCCAGAUCAGUGGAGACAACGUUCAGGACAUUCUGCAGGCGGCACACAUGCUGCAGAUUGAUGAGAUCACUGAAUUUUGCCGGACGGUCAUUCAAGACAACAUUCACGCUUGCAACUGUAUAGGAGUCAUGCGCCUUGCCAACCUGUAUGGCUUUUCUGACCUGGAAAAGAAGGCAGAGUUACAGGCGGUAACUCAUUUCUCAGAGGUCAGGCAAAAUGAGGAGUUUCUCAGCCUUUCGACGGUUGAGCUUGUCAAACUACUGGGAGGUAGGUUCAAUCGUCUGCUUGAAGUUACGAGUGAAGAUGAGGUCGUCACUUGCGUGUUACGAUGGCUUGACCAUGAUCCUGAAAGCCGCAAGACCGCAAUACCUGCAAUUUUGCAAGAGAUUCGCUUACCAUAUGUGAAGGUCAGUACGCUAGAGAAGCUGGAAUCCCACCCAGGGGUACUGGAGUCUGCUGAAUGCCUGAACAAAAUCACAGCAGUCAAGGAGGGACAUCUUGCUGGUACACGACGGCUACAUAAAUAUGGACGUAAGCGAUCUAGAAAACCAGACAACCUGGAAAUCCUUUUUGGUGGACUUCGGUGGAUUGGACUCUACCAGCCCUCCAUACCCUUGGAAAGCAUUGUAUGCAGAGAUCCAAAUAGCCAGCAAUAUUUCUACAUCACAAAACUGCCAACAUCUGUUGCCUGCGUGAGUGUGGCAAGAGCAGAACGACACCUGUAUGUAACAGGAGGCUAUGGUCCUCAGAGUCAGAGUAACGACCGAUCAGCAUCCAGACUGGCUUUUCGGUACAAUUUCCUAGCAGACACCUGGACAAAGUUACCCGACAUGCCUCGCGGUAGGGCAGAGCAUCAGUCAAUAGUCGUUGAAGGGAAACUCUACGUGGUUGGUGGUGACGAUAAGGCAACGUCCGUGUCUAUGGACUGCUACGAUCUUGAAGAAGAGACUUGGAUCCAACUAGUGUCACUGCCAGAAAUUGACCCUUGGUCGCAACUAAGACUAGUAGACACUUCCUCGAACCAUGUUGUACUCUUUGAGAUCUCCUGUGAUUCCAAGAAAUGUGUGACGAAUGAUGUAUUGAGGCGGGUUUUGGGUGGGUAUUUUGAUGCCAAAUGGACCAAUCUUGUUGUACAUGUCUUAAAAGUGGCGACAGAUCCGCUCAGCAAUGAUGGUGACGAUGACAGUGAUGACAGCGAUGAAGAUGAAUGGAAUGACAAUGACGGUGUCUGGGACGAGAAGGAGGAGGAUAGCGAAUGCGAUGAAAAUGAACAAUGGACACGCUCCGAUAUUCUGGUGCUUCAUAAUGUGGAUGGCUGCGACGUCUUUGUGAUCACUGUUAAUGACAGGGUUUAUUUCCAUUUUGUUUGUACCCGGUUAUCGUUGUUCAUUGGCCGUAAAUACAUUCAAACUGUUUAUGUCUACAAUGUCAAAGAGAACACCGUAAUCGAUGCAGAGAGAGUAUGUGACAUCAAUCACACAGAAUGCGACUUUCGUCGCUACUAUAAUGCUUUCGGCAGGUUUAAAGAUGCCGUGAUCAACCGUUACAUGUUCCAAAACAUGGCGAGCGGGGAGGGUGAGACAUCGACCUACCUGUUGAGCAAAAGUGUCCUUAUUGCCGAUAAGAGAAGCAUCGGAUGGUACUGUCGAGAUCUUGCAAAAUUCAAGAAUGUUAAAGAGCCAAACCAGAGUUCGUUUGACUGAAGCCACAGGUCUUUGAUACCAAGUGUGCUGUACACUUAAGUCAGAAACAAUCAUUAGAGAUCAAAAUGUCUGUGCAAGAGUGCAAGAGAAACAAUGCAAACCUCUGUUGCGUGAAACUGUGUGGACAUCCUUGCAGAAGUUAAGGAGGAUCAGGACACUGAUA